AUGUCGUGGAGCGGUCUCAAGAAGGCCUCGAGCCGGUUCGGGACGCAGAUGAGCAUGAAGUUGGGCCAGGUCGAGCGGACGGACGACUCGGCGUUCAGGUCAGAGUCGGAGCGGUUCAAGCAACUCCAGACGAACAGCAAUGCUCUGCAAAAGGAGGCCAAGGCCUACCUCGACGCCGUCCGCAACGUCUCGGCAUCCUCGACGCGGAUAGGCACGACCAUCGACAUGUUCUUCGGCUCCGACUCGGGCGAGCAGGCUAUCUCGGCGAAUGCGUACAAGCGUGCGGUCGAGGAGUUGGAGGGCGAUAUCGCCAGGACUAUCGACACCCCGUACCGAGCUACCGUACUCGAGCCAAUCGGCAAGUUCUGCGCCCAUCUGCCCGAAGUCGCCAACGCCAUCUCGAAGCGCGAGAAGAAGCUGCUCGACUACGACGCAGCGCGAUCCAAAGCACGGAAGCUUGGCGAGAAAGACGAUGCUAUCAAGCUGCGAGCGGCCGAGCAGGAGGAGGAACAGGCGCGCGAGAUCUUCCAGGCGCUCGACGGCCAGCUGCGAGAAGAGCUGCCGCAGCUGCUCGACCUGCGCAUCCCAUACCUCGACCCUUCAUUCGAGUGCAUGGUCCGGCUGCAGGCGCACUUUGCGACGGACGGCUACGAGAAGCUCGGUGGUGUCCAGCGCUACUUUGCGGAUGGCGUGCGGGACGAGUAUGCGUCGGGCGCGCUCGACGCCCAGGUUGAGGGAGCGUUGCAGGAGAUGCGCGAGUUGAGCAUCUGCGGGCUGAGCGCGUAG
Rhodotorula toruloides NP11 is the source of this 786-nucleotide messenger RNA. Its product is annotated as BAR adaptor protein Hob3. The record is from RefSeq and is a predicted model, not a curated record. NCBI's taxonomy places the organism in Eukaryota, Fungi, Basidiomycota, Microbotryomycetes, Sporidiobolales, Sporidiobolaceae. Gene Ontology annotation, molecular function: lipid binding; protein binding. The transcript has 5 exons. Gene Ontology annotation, cellular component: Rvs161p-Rvs167p complex; mating projection tip; actin cortical patch. The coding region runs from base 1 to 786 and encodes 261 amino acids. Gene Ontology annotation, biological process: actin cortical patch localization; plasma membrane tubulation; endocytosis.